Molecule: messenger RNA, 420 nt
Organism: Rotaria sp. Silwood1
Lineage: Eukaryota; Metazoa; Rotifera; Eurotatoria; Philodinida; Philodinidae
Source: the annotation of a GenBank genome assembly
AUGAGUGCUAAUACACCUUGGAAAAAUACUGCUGAGCAGUCGUUAUAUAAAAAUGAUCACCAUGUUGAAGGUGAAUUUUUAUCUUCAACAGCAGUGGUAGUACCUCAACAACAAAGUACACAACAAUGUGGACAAGAAAACCAGAUGAGAAAAAAGAAAUGUCGUGGUAAUCGAAAAAAGCAACGUUAUCGCCGACAACUUUAUAAUCAAGGUUUCGAUUCUGACACGGUGGCAAAAUUAGUUCAGGAAAAGUUCCAUCCUCAAGUACAACAACAACAAAAUAAAUCGAUAGUUGAAAAACAUGACUUAAAAAAUAGACAAACAACAUCACCAAGAAAUAAUAGUUAUAAUCCAACGGCAAUUGAAACAGGCACGAAACGAAAAAGAAUUUUGUUAACACCAACACCAACAACGGAAACA